This is a messenger RNA of Leptosomus discolor (cuckoo roller), 1441 nucleotides long. Lineage: Eukaryota; Metazoa; Chordata; Aves; Leptosomiformes; Leptosomidae. The record is from RefSeq and is a predicted model, not a curated record.
CUGCCCUGAGGCUGUGAAACACUGCUCUCUGUGUUCUUUCCUCAGUGCUGGGCUGCCCGUGGAAGAUCCUGAUAAGGCGCGAUCAAAAAAGCCUAAAGCAGGUAUUGCACAGGACAGAGAUUAUACCACCCCUGAGCGUGAAGUUCAGGAAGUUUCUGCUGUGCUGAAGUGGCCGGCCAAGGCAGCCAGUGAACACCAGGAGGCUUCAGCCAGCCAUGCUGCUCCCGUCGCAGAACAGACUCAGUCCACUUCUUCUGACCCUUCAUCUAAACGACCGGCAGGUUCUGCACUAGAAGUAGAAAUGCUACAGAUUGACCCACUGCCUUGUGGAACCAAUGCUUGCUUGACUAAGGAAACACUGUCCCUUUCUCAUAAGACAAUCCCAUGUCUGAGCGCGAGCAGGAAACACCACAUCAAACCUGUUCCGGACAACAUCUUGACACUGAGGCCGCCCAUUAAGGAGCGCCCUGGGCCGGAAUCGACACCUUCUGAGGUCAGCAAAAUGGGGAGGCUCUUCUGUGCUGCGGAAGAGUAUCUGCAGCAACUCUUGAAAAUUCCUGAUAAACCCAGCUUACGUGGGAGAAGAACUUCCCGCGAGGUCAUGGGGAAGCAGGCCAUGUCAAGGUACAACAGCCCAGCGGCCAGCUCCCCCCUACAUGGAAGAGCAGUGAAACAAGCUGUUGCAGGGGGAGCUGAAACAUCAGCAGAGGGCUUCCACGAGUUCCCCCAGGCACCUCUUGUCCUCCACACGCAUGAAGAGAAGCCGCCGAGAACCUCAGAGAAGCCCGAACGCCUUUCUCCACUGACAGAGGCCAUGGAGAGAGAGGUCGCUGCGGCGUUUGGCCCAGGGGAGCCAGACGAAAUCCUGAGCAGCGCCUUUAAACUCAACAUCACGCGUGAGGACAUCUGCACCCUGAGGCACCUGCGUUGGCUGAACGAUGAGGUGAUCAACUUCUACCUGAUGCUUCUCAGUGAAAGAAGCAAGAAGACAGGAUACCCAGCCAUCCAUGUGUUCAGCACGUUUUUCUACACAAAAUUAGUUUCUGGGGGUUACCAGAUAGUGCGCAGGUGGACUAGAAGUAUAGACCUCUUUAAGCAAGACAUCGUCCUGGUCCCCGUUCAUCUCAGAGCGCACUGGGCCCUCGUGGCCAUAGAUAUGCGGAAGAAAACCAUCAGGUACUUCGACUCAUUUGGACAGAACGGGGGUGAGAUCUGUGCUACUUUGUUCCAAUACCUGCAAGAAGAACACCGGGAGAAGAGAAGACUGGACCUGCCGCCUUCUGAAUGGACUCUGCACAGCAUGGAGCCGCAUGAAAUCCCCCAGCAGUUUAAUGGCAGCGACUGCGGUGUGUUUGUGUGCCAGUACGCGAAUCACAUCUCGCGAGACCAGCCGCUCACAUUCACCCAGAGUCAUAUGCCUUAUUUCCGGAGGAAGAUGGUA